AUGGAAGACGACGAAAUCCUAACAAGUGAGUUCCAAUUUAUAGAAGUAAAAGCUAAUAUGGACAGCUUAAUCGUUAAGCUACCAAUGCUUUAUACCACUAUGAAAGUGCAACAAGCAAUAAACAUAAAACCUUACAUUAUAGACCUUGGAAACCACGAUGGGGAGGUGAAGAUAGAAUGGUCUUGCAGGCUUAACAAUAAAAAUUUUUGUGAGAAUAAGAACGAUGACUUCCUAAACAUUGAAAGUGGAUUUUUGGAAGAAGGAGAGUAUAACAUAUCCAUACGAGUAAACAAAGGUGCUAUGAAGAAAACGGAUACGUGCAAAAUAAAAAUUAUGAAUGAUGUGCCUUCAAUAGAAAUAGAUACUUUAGAGUAUCCAAUCCUUCCUUCAUCUGGUGUACACAUCAGGGCAAACAUUGACGACUUACGAACAUUUUGCACCCUGCAGUGGAAAUCAACAGAUUCGUAUUUUCUUCUCGACUUAAACCAAAUACCUGGCAACGUAAACGAACUACGUCUAGUGAUCGUGAAGAGAGACCUGUUUCUAAAGGAACUCGAAGAAUUUAGCAACGACGUAUCCAACAAGGAACAUGAUCUGUUAAUACCUCCACCAACAGAAAAUUGGGCAGGCCUUCCAGCUGAAGACAAGAAUUAUAAACUACAUUUCACCUUAGAAGCAAAAUGCCCAAAAGUGCAACUGCAAGACGAUGUUGACAUCGAAUACUCGGGUAGUAUUUUAAAUGAUACCAUAAUGGUAUCCGCUUUAGUGGAGAUAGAUGUUAAUGUACCACCAAAAAUACAACCACUGACUGUUGAGCCAUCUACAGGAGUAGCUUUAGAAACGGUUUUUACUUUUCAAACUCUGAAAGCUGUGGAAACUGGCACUAGGUGCCCUUUUUUAUACAAAUUUGGCUAUUUAUUAGGGGAUAGAGAAAAUGUAUUUUGUAACAUGCUCGAGUAUACGAAAUGCGAAACUGUCCUUCCGCAUACUGACAAAGGUAUUAAAACUUUUUUGAAAGUUUGCGACAGUUUCAAUUCCUGCGCAAAACUAUUUGGCCCUGUUGUCAAUAUUUUACUCCCAGAUCAAAUAAAUGAAACAAAAGUUUUAAAAAUUUAUAAAGAGAAAAUGAACAGUGAGGACUUUCAAAAAGCUUUCGGCUAUGCUUUAACCAUAUUAUAUACUUCCAAUGCUUUACAAGAAGAAGAUAAAUAUACCGAAUACUUCUCCAGAGAAGUUUCCAAUAAAAUACAGUAUUUGAUUAAACAUUACAAUGCCGAGGCAAACUGGGCAAAAAGGGCAAAUAAAUUAAUAAAAUACAUAAGCGACUUCAAUAAGGAAUUGUCAUUUAGCGAUAAAGUUAUAAAUGGAUUGGUAGAACUGCGCACUAAGCUACUAAGUUACCACAAAGAAAAUUUGACGGUUCCAAGACGAAAAUUGUUAGCAACAGAAAAACUCCUGACUGAUUUGGAGAAUUUUAAAAGUUAUCUAGAAGUGUCAGAUAUAAUAAUCACUAGCUCCAAAGACAAAAACAGAGUGGCAUCGGAAAAAGAACAUUUACGGAGAAUAAUAAAACAGUAUAUGGGCAAACUUUGUACGGAAUUGUAUCAGACCCGGGAAAGGGUUUCUUUAGUAUUCAAAUCUGUAAUAUUGGUGGUGGAGGAACUCCCAAAAAAAUCAUAUGGCAAUUUUCACACUAUUCCUUACAAAGAAAAUCCGUGGAACACCAGUGCAGUAAUCAAACUCAAUUUGGAGGAUAUGAUGAAAAUGAGAAAUGAAAAAUUAUGUAUUGCCAAAAUUGCGUACAAGAAUAUCUUGAACAAAACUGGAAUAAUUUACGAAGCUGAUAUUCUAAAUGCAAUUGAUGGUAAUAUGGUCCUAGAGGACAUCAAAAACACUAUGCUAAUACCUUUUGAUACAGGUGAAGUUGAGAAUAAAGUACCUAAGUGCUUGGUUUAUAGGAAUGAAUGGCAAACAAAAUGUGAAUUUAUAAAAAAUAUUUCACAGUAUGCUCAAUGUUUCUGUUCAAUAAUGGGUAGCUACUAUUUAGAAUACGAAGAUAAAAAAGUAUCAGUGACAGAGUUACAAAGUAAUACAACCAAUUUUCCAUCAACAAGAGCACAGUUAGGCGACGACUAUACAGAAAAUGAAAAACUCACCGUUAAAACGACUCCAUUAACAUAUAAACAAAAUACUAUUCAAUUCGUUACCACAACCAAAUCAGUACAAAAUGUCAAUAACGUACCGUACAGUACAAUUGAAUCAAGACUAUUUGAAGACACAAACAGUGAAGACAUCACAGAUAUAAGUAAAUUUUCGACAUCUCCAAUUACUGAAAUAGUAGAGGCAACAACCAUUUUACCAGAUUUUGACAAUGGAGGUCCAACUGCUACGUCUAACUCAAAUGCAGAAAAGACGUCAUCAUCUUAUGUAGAAGAUAACACAGCGGACAUAGCAUCGUACGUUCUAAUAGCAUCUUCACUGCUGGGAAUGGGAGUUUUGUAUUACAUCUUGAGGAAGCUGUCAAUUACUUCUGUUCGUGUUGACACAGACGAUGUAGAAACCCACAAAUAUGCUAAAUUACACGAUGAAUUUUUGUUAAAUUAAUACAUGUCUUUAUACGCUUGAACCUUUGCAAAUUGUACCUACCUUUAGUACCUUCAACUGUGAAUAUACAUAUACUAUGUUUUA
Messenger RNA from Anoplophora glabripennis (Asian longhorned beetle), 2688 nucleotides. RefSeq lists its product as uncharacterized. The record is from RefSeq and is a predicted model, not a curated record. The coding region runs from base 1 to 2604 and encodes 867 amino acids. The transcript is spliced from 13 exons. Lineage: Eukaryota; Metazoa; Arthropoda; Insecta; Coleoptera; Cerambycidae.